CCUAGCUAUUUCUUUAUGAAACAUACAUAUGGAUUCUCUUCUGCAAUCCCCAACAAAUAUUGGUGCCCUCCUUGCUGUACUAGUGUUUAUCUACUACCUGUCAUCAUUAAUUUCUAAGAAUAUUGAAGUUAAAAAGAGAAAGAUGGCACCGGAAGCGGCUGGUGCAUGGCCUGUUAUUGGGCACCUGCCGCUGUUAGGAGGGCCUGAGCUGCCGCACAUAACGUUGGGCGCCAUGGCCGACAAGUAUGGACCGGCCUUCACCAUUCGGUUGGGAGUGCGUCGUGCCUUGGUGGUGAGUGAUUGGGAAGUAGCAAAGGAGUGCUUCACCAUCAACGACAGGGCUUUGGCCACUCGUCCCAGUGGAGUGGCCAUGAAGCACAUGGGUUACAACUAUGCCAUGUUUGCCUUUGCCCCUUACGGCCCUUACUGGCGCGAGGUGCGCAAGAUUGCUACGCUUGAGCUUCUUUCAAACCGCCGCCUCGAGAUGCUCAAGCACGUCCGAGUCUCAGAGGUAAACAUGUCUGUAAGAGAGUUAUACGGGUUGUGGUUGAAGAAUAAGAAUGCUACAGGCGCAGACUCGGUGAAGGUGGAGAUGAAGCGUUGGUUUGGAGACUUGACACUCAAUAAUGUGCUUAGGAUGGUCGCCGGAAAGCGGUACUUUGGUGCUACCGCUGCUUGUGGCAGUGCAGAGGCAGUGCGAUGCCAAACCGUUAUGAGGAGUUUCUUUCGCUUGGUGGGGCAAUUUGUGAUUGCGGAUGCAAUCCCCUUUCUGGGGUGGUUGGACAUGCAGGGCCAUGAGAAGGCAAUGAAGAGGACUGCCAAAGAGCUGGACUCUAUCCUAGAGGGAUGGAUGGAGGAGCACAGAAAGAUGAGACUCUCUAACGAUGAGGCGAAUGGCGAGCAAGAUUUCAUGGACGUGAUGCUGUCCAUCCUCAAGGAUUCGAAGCUCUCUGGUUACGAUGCCGAUACCAUCAAUAAGGCUACUUGCAUGAAUCUUAUUUUGGGUGGCAACGACACCAUAAAAGUUUGUCUAACAUGGGCUCUCUCGUUACUAGUCAACAAUCAAGAGGUGUUGAAAAGGGUCCAAGAUGAAUUGGACAGACACGUUGGCAAGGACAGAAACGUGGAAGAAUCCGAUAUGAAGAAGCUGGAAUACUUGCAAGCCGUGGUGAAGGAAGCACUGCGGCUAUACCCACCGGCUCCGCUAUCUGGGCCACAUGAAGCCAUGGAAGAGUGCACUGUAGCUGGGUACCAUGUGCCAGUAGGGACGCGUAUACUGGUGAACCUUUCUAAGAUUCAGAGAGACCCACGAGUGUGGUCAGACCCUCUUGAGUUUCGGCCAGAAAGGUUUCUUACAAGCCAUGUGGGCGUGGAUGUUUUGGGUCAGCAUUUUGAGCUCAUCCCUUUUGGUUCAGGUAGGCGAGCGUGCCCAGGGACCUCCUUGGGCCUCAAAGUUGUUCACCUGGCUCUGGCUCGUUUGCUUCAUGCGUUUCAUCUUCACACCCCAUCCGGCGCCCCUGUGGAUAUGACUGAGAGCUUUGGCCUUACCAAUCUCAAAGCAACCCCACUUGAAGUUCUUCUCCUCCCUCGCCUACCUUCUCAUCUUUACCAAUACUAGAAUUAGUCAAUUAGAGAGUUCGUUAUAUGUAUGUUUCAAUUUUUGCUAUCUAAUCUAGUUACUAUAUUCUUCUGUUGCUAA
Molecule: messenger RNA, 1699 nt
Organism: Nelumbo nucifera (sacred lotus)
Lineage: Eukaryota; Viridiplantae; Streptophyta; Magnoliopsida; Proteales; Nelumbonaceae
Product: cytochrome P450 CYP82D47-like
Molecular function (GO): oxidoreductase activity, acting on paired donors, with incorporation or reduction of molecular oxygen; iron ion binding; monooxygenase activity
Source: RefSeq, a predicted model, not a curated record